Messenger RNA from Pseudopodoces humilis (Tibetan ground-tit), 2832 nucleotides. RefSeq names its product YY1 associated factor 2 (gene YAF2). Gene Ontology annotation, cellular component: nucleus. Lineage: Eukaryota; Metazoa; Chordata; Aves; Passeriformes; Paridae. Gene Ontology annotation, molecular function: transcription coregulator activity; DNA binding. The record is from RefSeq and is a predicted model, not a curated record. Gene Ontology annotation, biological process: positive regulation of DNA-templated transcription.
CCGCUGGUUGGCGGCGGGGGGACACGUGAGCGGGGAGGCGGCGGCAGCGGCGGCAGCGGCGUUAGCGGGAGUUUCCCCGACAGCUGGAGGUUGCGGCGGCGGCUCCUCCUCCCCGGGUCCCCGCUAGAGCCCAGAGACCCCCCGCGCUCCUCCUUAUUGACAAACGCACAAAGGGCCGCGCCGGGGCCGGGCCGGGACGCGUCUGGAGCCGGCAUGGGAGACAAGAAGAGCCCGACCAGGCCGAAGCGGCAGCCGAAACCCUCCUCGGACGAGGGGUACUGGGACUGCAGCGUCUGCACCUUCCGCAACAGCGCCGAGGCCUUCAAGUGCUUGAUGUGCGACGUGAGGAAGGGCACCUCCACACGGAAACCUCGGCCUGUCUCUCAGCUGGUUGCACAACAGGUUCCUCAGCAAUUUGUGCCCCCUACACAAUCAAAGAAAGAGAAAAAAGACAAAGUAGAAAAGGAAAAAAGUGAAAAGGAAACAACAAGCAAAAAGAACAGUCAUAAGAAAACCAGGCCAAGGUUGAAAAAUGUGGAUCGAAGUAGUGCUCAGCAUUUGGAAGUUACCGUUGGAGAUCUGACAGUCAUUAUUACAGACUUUAAGGAGAAAACUAAGUCACCACCUGCUUCCAGUGCUGCUUCUGCAGAUCAACACAGUCAGAGUGGUUCUAGCUCUGACAACACAGAGAGGGGAAUGUCCAGGUCAUCUUCACCCAGAGGAGAAGCGUCAUCACUGAAUGGGGAAUCUCAUUAAAGUUUAUUUCCUCCUGUUUCUUUAGUCUCUUCAAAACAUGCAAAUACAUAACUUCUGUCACUUGUUACCACAUUUUCAUGACAGAUUAGUCAUGCAUAAUUGAUCUGUCGACUGGAACAUACAAUGCAGUUUAAAAAAAGAAAGAAAAAAAGUGCAGUGGUAGAAACAAUAACAGCAUGAAGCUGAGUCAGGGGAGGUUUAGGUUAAAUACCACAAAAGGUUUCUCACCCAGAGGGUAGUUGGGCACUGAAACAGGCUCCCCAGGCAAGUGGUCACAGCACCAGCCUGACAAUGUUCAGGAAGUAUUUGGACAAUGCUCUCAGGGCUCGUGGUGUGACUAUUGAGGCUCUCUUGUGCAGAGCCAGAAUUUGGAAUUGAUGGUCCUUUUGGGUCCCUUCCAACUCAGCUUAUUGUGUGAUUCUGUAAUAAUUUAAAUGCUAACUACAAAUGCUUAUGAAGCAUCUUCAGCUUUUUAAUCUACAUGUGUAAGGGUGCCAUGAAAAUGUGGUUUGAAUGUUCAUUAUGCAGUGUUAUUGGUAUGUCCAUUUUCACUUUUAGUUGAGUGAAUUCUAACACAACUCUUGGAGUCUCUACUAUUGGCAUGUACUGAAUUUAAAUUUUUAUAACAUAGUUCAAGCUGCCUAAAUAUGUAUUAUUUGAGAUUUGUGAAACAUAGUUAUAUGUAUGCAAGUCAGAGAUCAACUUAAUCAAUUAUUGCUGCAACAGAAUUUUCAUAAUAAUAAUUAUCUUCUUAAAAACACCUGCUGGUACUUGGUGUGGUUAAAUAGGAAAAAUGUUAUUAAAGAAAACAUUUGUAUGGAUUUUUGCCAAUGUUUGACACAUUUUACUAGAUUACUGUUACUGAAUUAUGUUGAUGGUUUUACCAAUAUUUUUUGACACUUAAAACACUUAUUGUAAUGUUUACAAGCAAAAUAGAAAACACAUUCUAAGCAUUGAUUAGUUAACCUUGCAAUUCAGGUAAAGUACUGCUUUGUCACUGUACACUGGUAUUUUGUGUUGUGUAAUGAAUACUGAACCUCAGAUGGUGAUGCAUUUGGCAAAAACUAUUUGAAAAUAUGAAAGUUUGGAAAAGCUUUAAAAAGAACAGAACUACAGUUCUCAUUUCUGCUUAGUGCUGUUUCCUUGCCCCAGAUUUUUCUAGUGUCACAUAGUCGCUUAUCAUUUCAGUACAGGAAUAUCAGAUGUUGCACAAAGAUAAGGAAAUAACAAUGCUAUUAUUUUUUUUUUGUUCCUGAAUCAGUUUCUUUAAUAUUGAAUUGGCCUAUUAGAAUAUAUUAUGUCAUAAAUAAUUUGAAAAAGACUCAUUAUCCUACUUUAUGGCAUAAACUGACAACAUUUACGCACUUAGCAAUAUACUGAUCAAGAGCAGAGCUAUUUACAAUACCAUCCGGUAUUAUGUAAAAUUACCAAUAAAAUAUUUUUGUGAAUACAAAUUUUGCAUUUUUGUUUACAACCAAUAAGUGUUUUGAUACAUACAUACAAUUCAUGUAUAGAUUUUAAAUUAUAUACUCUGGUUCAGUACAAAAGUCCAUUUAGCUCCUUUUAGUGAGGUAGGGCACUUACACUCCCGUGAGCCUUUUCUUUUUCAUUCAAAGUAAAUAUAUUUUUAAGCCUAUGUGGAAGUUGGAUGGACCUUCUUGGUAGUGAAUCCAGCCCCAAAUUAUUACCCACAUAUGAUAUGUCUUCUUAAAGGCUUAAAAACAAUGGAUUUUUGUAGCCCCUGACAAUUGUGAUGUUUGGUGGUUUCUUGUAGUAAUGUAUUUUUCUGUUUUUAAUGCAGUACUUCUACAGGCACAAUGGUACUGUUCUAUUUUGUAAGAUGCUAGUUGUGAAAUACAGUUAGUUGCAUAAAAUGAGAGUCUGAUGUGAUAUCUGAGAACAUACAUACCUCAUUCCUUGGUGUUGCUGUUUAAAAUUUUUAGACAUCAAAUGUUAAUUAUAGGCUAUUUCAGAUGGAUAACUACUGACCUGUUUAUUAUGUAUUCUGCUUUAUCUUACUAAAUAGAAUGUCUGUUCAUUGCUGUUACCUGGCCAAAUUUAGUAUCUGUAAAACAA